Messenger RNA from Soboliphyme baturini, 474 nucleotides. The record is from the annotation of a GenBank genome assembly. Lineage: Eukaryota; Metazoa; Nematoda; Enoplea; Dioctophymatida; Soboliphymatidae.
AUGCAACCGGCGGAAUCACUUGCCUAUAGUUUGUGGAGCGAGAGAUGGCCGUCGGUCGGUGGUCGACGACCGACAACGCUGCCAGCAGUUUCACAAAGCAACGCAUACGGUGCCGAACGUUUAGCCGUUGACAUCCCCCCUCUCUUUCAAUGGCGCCGCGACAAGAAAGCCAAGUCGGAUCUAUCGGACCGGACCGGUCAGUCGUUGGUCAAUACCACGCGUGGCCCGACCGUCAGUCUGCCGUCGGACAAGACCUACAGGAAACAGAUGUACCCAAAUCCAUCGCUGACGAGGACGACAAUCGGGCAUUACGCGAUUACGUACGCCCACGGCUUACGUUUACCGUCUGGACCCCAAGUCGAGAAACAGCAGCAGAAAAGGGAAAAUUCGCCGCAUCUCGUUAUUGCCGGGGUCAAAGACGGAAGAAAGUCAACGGUCAUUACUGCAAGCACUGCUCCAGAACUCGACCCCUAA